Molecule: messenger RNA, 360 nt
Organism: Protopolystoma xenopodis
Lineage: Eukaryota; Metazoa; Platyhelminthes; Monogenea; Polystomatidea; Polystomatidae
Source: the annotation of a GenBank genome assembly
CCUCCCGUCGUGGGGCCGGCGGUUGUCUGGGCCGCAGACUGCGAAUAUCUGUUGGCCUCGGUCCGGCAGCCUCACCUCUUUUGCCAGUCGAAAAGCGCACCUUCACAAUUCGGAGGAGGAGUGAAGAGUGGCUCGGGGUGGCAGCAAAAGAGGCUCCUCUUCACGCUGGCAUGCCAACCGGCCGGCGCCCUUCAAUUGCUGGGCCCCAUGCCACAAUCACGAGAACCGAAUCGCCCCGUUGGAACAGCUUCGGGCCUUGACGUGACUCGUUGCCGGGCCUCGAGCCAGCGUCAAAUGGUGAAUGCCGCUUGGAACCACGGUCUUUCUGGCUGGAGGAGCAGCCGCAUGAUUGGCCAAUGA